CGUCACCUUCACCUACAACACGACGGAGCAUCGGACGACAUCACAUUUAGUCGCCACUGGCCGCAGUAUUUUAUUACCAAGCAUCUCUGAGCUACGAAUCACCCGUCUAAUGAGUUUGCAGCUGUCUCAUGUCACGAACGUCACAGGAAACAACCCUCCGCACAGCAAAGCCAAUAGGAAACAACUGGUACCAGAUCUCCUUCCAACCCAAGAUGCCGCAAUCAUACAUUCAUCACGUCCACUCCCAACCGACAAAAGUGUCACCGGAUAUCUGGAAACAAUGGUACAGCGAGGAGCGCAGUCGGGACAUGGUGCACUUCAAAGUGUCCUCCACCGCCGCCUUCUAUCAGAGCUGCAGUCCAUUUUUCACGUACCUGGAUCCACCUCGGGAUGGAGUGGGUGAGAUGGAGUUCCUCGCAUUGUAUCAGAUGGGGCGCACGAUCCCGCGGUAUCUGGACGCGUAUCAGAAGAAUGUACGGGUGAGGAGUCGGCUAUGGGAUGAGACUUUGGGCACCUGUUUCGAUGUGGCCCAGUUUGCAUCGGAUCAUUUGGAGCUGGUGGAGAUAUUGGGGAGUUAUGCGUAUAAUGAAGACGUUGCACCGUACAUCAUCCACGCCAAAAUCAUCGGAGAAGAGGUUGAGGCAAAGUUGCAGUUCGAUCAUGUCAACGCCGCAUCAAGACUCGAUGGUUACAGGAGGUCGUUGUUAUAUCGCUCGGUUAAUCCCACAGGAUCUCUGCCGUACGUGAUAUUGCUUCACGAGUUCGACUCAGAUCCUGGAAACGUCGCUGGUGUGCAGAAGGACAUGGAGGGCAUUGAGCCUAGCCAGGAUUGUGCCUUUCAGUUGCGCUCUUUCAAAUUGUUAGACGCGGAAGGUUUUGAUGGGGAGUGUCGAAGGCCCGAACGGCUGUAGGUGCGUCGAGUAGAUAUAGAUAUACCACUCCCUCCUUGAUCUCACACACACGGCUACGGUGCGUACAGCUGAGCCCGAGACAGAACGCAGCACGGACGUCUCUGGGGAAACAGCGCACGCGGCAGCGACGGCCGAAUGGCA
Molecule: messenger RNA, 1052 nt
Organism: Neohortaea acidophila
Lineage: Eukaryota; Fungi; Ascomycota; Dothideomycetes; Mycosphaerellales; Teratosphaeriaceae
Exons: 2
Coding region: 129-911 (260 amino acids)
Source: RefSeq, a predicted model, not a curated record